Haliotis rubra (blacklip abalone) is the source of this 1842-nucleotide messenger RNA. Its product is annotated as insulin-like growth factor-binding protein complex acid labile subunit. Gene Ontology annotation, molecular function: protein binding. Gene Ontology annotation, cellular component: extracellular matrix. Bases 83 to 1306 code for a protein of 407 amino acids. The record is from RefSeq and is a predicted model, not a curated record. The transcript is spliced from 2 exons. Lineage: Eukaryota; Metazoa; Mollusca; Gastropoda; Lepetellida; Haliotidae.
AGAAAAUUACACUGCUGGGGGUUAGUACACAUGCGGUGCUGGACGAACACUGUUUUCCUGCAUAACUGAUAGCAGAGGCAAAAUGGAUACCCUGAUUAUUGUGGUCUGCCUACCAUUUCUAGUGCUUCAGUCUGCCAGUCUCAGUGAGCACACCGAGAUCAGUGAUCAGUCUUUGAAGCAUCCAGAACUAUGUCCUCCGUGUUAUUGUGAGAACGGUACUGCGAUAUGUAACAGCCUAGGUCUUACAUAUAUACCCAAAUUUCCGAAUGGUACACAAAACGUUACCUUUACCCGGAAUAGUUUAAAAUCCAUUACCGAAAGAACGUUUUCAAAUUUAAGUCAUCUGAACUUGCUAGUCUUGGAUCUUUCUGACAACGACAUUCGAUCCAUAUCCCCUGAAGCGUUUUCAACUCUACGCUGUCUCCAAAAUCUGUGCCUGAGAAACAACAUAGUUCCCAUAACAAUUUUGUCAGAAAGUUUCCUUGGCCUCAGAAAUCUCACCAGCCUCAACCUGAGGCAUAUGCUGUUGAGGAAUAUAUCAAGUGGAUUCUUUAAACAUCUGCCCAGCUUGUCCCUAGAACACUUGGAUAUAAGCCACAAUGGCCUUAAACAAUUCAAUUUUGACAGUCUUACGAAGUUUCCUGAUCUCAAAAUCCUUCGAGUUGGACAUAAUCCCAUAAAGAUUUUACAAUGGAAAUAUUAUAACGCCCUGGAAGAGGUGUCACUGGAUGAUUGUGACAGGCAAGAAAUUCCCACAUUUUGCUCUGGAAAUGGAUCUUUUUUUCCAAAAUUGAAAAAGUGUUUUUUCAGUCAUAACCUUCUCUCCAUGCUGAAUUCGACGUUCUUUACUUGUCUAGAUACACUGGAGGUGGCGUUUCUGAACAAUAAUCCAAUCCGUGUUAUUGAUACAGGAACUUUUGCUUAUUUACCAAACUUACAAGAAGUAUGCAUGCAUCACUUGCAACAGUUGCACGUUUUGCACGACUAUGCAUUUAAUAACACCAACCUCGGUAUAUUAAAUCUCCGAGGCAGUCACCUUGGAGUGAACGAGAUUGACCCAAACGCAUUUGCAGGAUGCUAUUGUCUACACACUCUCGACUUAGGUUACAAUCAGUUCGAAUUCAUGGACGAUUACAAAUUUAACCAGCUUUUUAGAGACUUAAAUUCAUUGAGGAAUUUAACCCUUACAUCUACUGAACUUGUUGCAGUACCCAGUGUGAUUUCAAGAGUCAUGUUCCGACUCGAGCGUCUUUACAUGAACAAAAACAAACUUCAGAGCCUACCAAAACUAUGUUUCAUAACCUGACCAAGCUCACACUUCUUGAUGUUUCCUUGAACUUCAUCAGCAUGAUUCAAGAGGAUACAUUUCCUGAACAAAGCCGAAAUACCCUGAAGCAUAUUGGACUUGAAAAUAAUUCUUUUACCUGUUCUUGUGACAUGAAAUGGUUUAUUCUGUGGAUUCAGAGAGAUCACCACAAAUUUACCGGAUACCCGUCUACUUAUGCCUGUGCAUACCCAUCUGAGUUCAGAAGUGUCCUAUUAUCUGAUGUGUCGUUCUCGGAACAGUAUUGUCUGUUCCAGAAGACUGUUUAUGUACUGCUGCUUGGGUUCAUUACUCUGGGCGUGGUGCUUGUGGCUGUAGUGUCCAUUAUUUACAAAUGUCGCUGGAGGUUGCGCUACUUUCUGUACCUUAUCAGGCACCUUGAACUCUAUAAGCCAAGAGAUGACCAAGAUUGUACUUAUGAUGGAUUCGUGGUGUAUUCCCCAGUGACACAGCUUGGAUCACACAACACUUGAUUCCUUGCGUGGAGGAAAGAAAUGGACUGAAACUAUGUAUACAUG